Cicer arietinum (chickpea) is the source of this 3375-nucleotide messenger RNA. Lineage: Eukaryota; Viridiplantae; Streptophyta; Magnoliopsida; Fabales; Fabaceae. The record is from RefSeq and is a predicted model, not a curated record.
GCGUUCUCUCUCUCUCUCUCUUAUAUAAGAGCACAAAGGAGCGAACGAGCGAUCUCUCUUUGCUAUCCCUCACAGAAGAGAAGAAGGUUGUUGGUGUCGACGAUGCUGUCUUCUUCUUAGGGUUUCAUCCACAUUGCGUUUGCUUCCUCAUUCUCAACAUUCAGGAAACCCUAUCUCUUAAUUGUUUGAUUUUUGAUUUGGAAUAACGAAGGUGCGAAGCGAUUUCUUACUUGGGCCGUUUGCAUUUCUCGUGAUUAGAAUAAGGAUUUUGAGGAAUCAUUCUCUGUUUGUAUUCAAUUACUGAAAUGUGUUUGGAAGUGCUCACGGGCAUUGAGUGAUGAUUAUUGUUGCACCUGGGAAGAAGAGAGAAGAAAACUGUUAUUACUCUUGUAAUAAAGUUUAGUUUAGAGAGCAAUUUGUCGACGAUAAAAACUCAAAUUAGACUAUUGGGCAUGAGAGACGUGCACCUAUCACUGGGUUUUAUCAUAUUUUGCGUUAAAAUUUGGAGGAUAAGACUCGGUUCUUGAUUCUGGCAGUUUUGGUUUAUUCAGAGAUUGCUGUGUGGGUAAGAACUUGUUGUCGGAGUUGAUAUGUGCAGUUGUUGGAAUUUCAUGUUAUGGCGCCAACUGUACCCAUAGAUUUUGCUGGACAAAAGGAAUCUAGAAAGUGCUCUCAUUCACAAAUCAUGGGGAAAUCUCGAAAAUAUUCCAAAGGUUAUUCUUCUGGCUUUGUUCCCGAAUACCGUCAUGUUGUAGAGACUAUGGGUGAAUCAGAUGGGUUGGGUAGUUCGGGAAGGGUUGACAUGGAGCCGACGGCAUCAGCUGACUCCUAUGCACCAAAGAGAAAAGGCCCUGGUUUGAAAGGUGAUGGUUAUGGUAGUUUUGAUGUACCGUUUCAACUCUUCUCAUUAUCUAAAAUGUCUGCUAUGGAGAGAAAGGAUUUGAAAUUGAGGUUAACUUGGGAACUUGAACAAGUAAGAAAACUUCAGAAGAAAAUUGACAGUAUGAAUUCAAACACUGUUGGAUUAUCUCCCUCUAGUGACAUAAGGAGCUGCAGUGUGGGACAGAAAAGGCCGCAUCUGGAGAGCCAACACAGUAUACUUCAAGCAUCAGUUCCACAUGGUAAGAAACGACCCUCACAAGGGCGUAAUGGUCCCAAGACCAAAAAAAGUACGCCUGGGCGUUUGGACUAUCUGAAACCUGCUGCAUCAAUGGCUUCAUAUGCUACAUUGAUGAAACAGUGUGAAACAUUACUCAACCGUUUAAUGACUCAUCAAUUUGGCUGGGUUUUUAGUGAACCAGUUGACGCUGUUAAGUUGAACAUUCCUGAUUACUUCACUGUCAUCAAACAUCCAAUGGAUUUGGGUACUGUGAGGGAUAGACUAACAUCUGGUAAAUAUUCAAAUCCUAUGGAUUUUGCCGCCGAUGUGAGGCUGACUUUCUCAAACGCAAUGACUUAUAAUCCACCUGGCAAUGAUGUACACACCAUCACAGAGACCCUUAGCAAAGCCUUUGAAACAAGAUGGAAGGCCAUAGAGAAGAAAAUUCCUGUCACUGAUCAUCGUGUCCCAUAUGAGCCUUCAAAACCUACUUUUGUAGAAACUGAAAUUUUGGACCCAAUUCCCCCCACAAAAAAGAAGAAAGUAACGCCAAAUGUUACUAAUACCAAGCCACAACCCAUCGAAAGAAUUAUGAGUGACAUGGAGAAACAGAAAUUGAGUCAAGAGUUGGAGGACAUGCUUGGAGAGUUGCCUGAAACCAUUCUUGAUUUCUUGAAAGAGCAAAGUCACAAUGCAGGGCAAACAAAUGAUGAUGAAAUUGAGAUUGAUAUCGAUACUCUUAGUGAUGAUACCUUAUUCAAACUGCGGAAGCUUCUUGAUGAUUAUAUGCUGGAGAUGGAGAAGCAAAGAUUCCAUCCAAAAGCGGGACAGUGUGAAAUGGAGAUUCCUAAUGAAUCAGGGUUUAGCAACUCAUCAAUGCAACCAUCUAAAGGCAAUGAACUGGUUGACGAGGAUGUGGACAUUGUUGGUGGGAAUGAUCCUCCUAUUUCAAAUUAUCCUCCACUAGAGAUUGAGAAAGAUGGAACCAACAGAAACAGUAAAUGCAGUAGUUCAAGCAGCUCUAGUAGUGAAUCUGGCUCAUCAUCAAGUGAUUCAGAUUCAAGUAGUUCAUCUGGUAGUGAGUUAGAUACUGCUAAGGCGUCGGAACCUCUUAGUACUAAGAAGGAAAAUGUAGGACCUGGCUUGACUUGUGAUCAAAACAGGGGGGAUCUUAGUAAUCCAGAAGCUGGAAAGGAUUCAACUGAUCUGGGUACCCAGGUUGACCAGAGUUUGGAGACUAAGGCAGUUACAAUUGAAUCAGAAAGCCAUCAAGAUGGGGAGAGUGCUGCGUCUAAGAGGCAAGUCUCUCCUGAAAAGCUCUACCGUGCAGCUUUAUUAAGGAGCCGGUUUGCUGACACCAUAUUGAAAGCUCAAGAGAAAGCCCUUGAAAAGGAUGAAAAGCGUGACCCUGAAAAGCUUAGAAUAGAGCGAGAAGGACUUGAAAGGAGGCAGAAAGAAGAGAAAGCUCGACUGCAGGCAGAGGCAAAGGCUGCAGAAGAGGCUCGGAGGAAAGCUGAAGCAGAAGCUGCAGCAGAAACCAAAAGGAAGAGGGAAGAGGAGAGAGAAGCAGCCCGCCAGGCUUUGCAAAAGAUGGAGAAAACUGUUGAGAUCAAUGAGAGCUGUCAAUUUUUGGAAGAUCUAGAGAUGCUGAGUGCUGUACAUGAUGAGAAUGCACCAAUUUUCAAGGAGGCGAGCCCUGAUCACCAUCAAAAUGGAUUUGGUGGGAUCAAGCUGCAGGGUAAUCCCUUAGAGCAGCUAGGAUUGUAUAUGAAGGUUGACGAUGAGGAUGAGGAGGAAGAACUGCCUCAAAGUGCUGCAGGGCCAUCGAAAGAUGUAGAAGAAGGAGAAAUUGAUUGAUAUUAACCUCAUUAAUUGUUAGCAUCAUUUGAACAAAUAUAUAAACAGUGGUUCUGAGCAGUAGUUGCUGGAUUUAGCGACACUGUUUUUUCCAGCUAUGGAGCGUGGAGUUUAAUCCAUAUUUGUAUGGUCUGAUGUUGGCUCGACACUUUAGGAAAGUUUGAGGAUGGGACAUCAAAAACUUAGAAAAGGGCAUGAAGGUUGGAUUUGGUUUUACUUCGUUCUGAUUAAAUUUGGUUUUAACUUGGGAAAUAGUUUCUGGAUGGAAAAUUUGUAUCAAUCAGGAUAUGCCCAGUUUUGCUUGUAAAAAAGAACUCGUCAAUGAGUUCUAUAUCUGACCUUGAGUAGUUAACUUCACUGACAUUGUAAAAUAUUGUUUUAGAUCUGAGGUAGAAAUCAAUUCUUUUUAUUUAUUUAUU